AUGGAUGGUAGAAGUACAUGUGUAUCGAUUGGAAAAUUUCCAUUUGACUAUACUGAAGAGCAGGUGUUGGAGAUAGCGAGAUCUGUGGGCCCAGUUCUUGACAUAAAGUUAUUAUUUGAUGAGUUGACAGGAAAAUCAAAAGGGUACGCAAUUGUAAAUUAUGGAGAUGUUGAGACGGCAGGGUCUGCUGUACGAAACUUGAACUAUACAUCACUACCUAAUGGGAGAUUUUUGAAAUGCGCCAUUGUGAGUGAUUAUGAAUUAAUUGGAGACGAGGACUCUGCUUCCAAGUUGCCGCCAUUACCAUUGGGUAUUCAAAUACAUCCAAAUCAAAAUGCAUCACAGGUAAUAUCCAGCAUACUUUCAAACAUAGAUUCUAACUCAGCUCUACAGAUUUUGAAUGAAAUGAAAACCAUGAGUCAAGAGAAUCCUAAAGGUACCAAACUCCUACUUGAGAGGUUCCCGCAGUUGGCGUUGGCGAUGGUUGAAUUGGGGUUAUUGACAAAUACCACCAAUCACGAGCUAAUAGAGUUGACCUUGAACAAGAAACCAAUUGAGUUGAAAAAUUUAUCGACUGAUCAUGUCAACCUACUACAGUCGGUUUACAACUUGCUGGACGAUCAAAUUAGUGAGUUAGACGAAGGUCAACAGGAUAUCGUGAAGCGCGUUAAAGUUGAAAUAGAAAAGGGAUCUUAUGGUGAUAUUCUAAACACCAGUGACAACCAUAAUUGA
This is a messenger RNA of Lodderomyces parapsilosis, 732 nucleotides long. RefSeq lists its product as uncharacterized. The record is from RefSeq and is a predicted model, not a curated record. NCBI's taxonomy places the organism in Eukaryota, Fungi, Ascomycota, Pichiomycetes, Serinales, Debaryomycetaceae. The coding region runs from base 1 to 732 and encodes 243 amino acids. Gene Ontology annotation, cellular component: mRNA cleavage and polyadenylation specificity factor complex. The transcript has a single exon. Gene Ontology annotation, molecular function: mRNA binding.